Molecule: messenger RNA, 1076 nt
Organism: Vitrella brassicaformis
Lineage: Eukaryota; Vitrellaceae
Source: the annotation of a GenBank genome assembly
CCUGACUUCUACACUUGAUAAAUGCGUAUAUAUAUGAAUCUGUCAACAUAUGCAUGCAUCCAUGUAUGCGCCUCCCUCGCCGCUCCAACAUGGCAUACAUACACACCCUGUAGCCCAGAUCCAUCGGCAGAACUCAGCAAGCCAAAACUGCUGUGUGUGACUUGAUAAAGGCAAGACUGACACUCGAUCAUUCAUGGAUGUGCACAUGGACGUGCCUCAAAACUGCAUAGAUCCAUGCAGCCACUCAUACACAUCUACUUCUGUAAUGGAGCUCCACGUAUGCUGCCAGCCUGCGGGCCGAGUCGCUUCUCGAAUGUCAGGUGACAGUUGAGGAUCAACGACGUGUCAAAACCUGCCAUUAUGUCAUGCACACAUACUUACGUACAUCCAUUGGCAUGUAUUGGGGGGUCUGUAUCGGUCCUCCGGUCUCACCGACUGCACAGCAGGCGAGGUAGAAGUUCCAAAUGCGGCGGAAGCUGCCAUCAAAACCAGGCGCAUGCAGACAUAUCUCAUCCGACUGUAGGCAAGACGCAAUACACACAUAUGCCUGCAUCCAUCGGGGUGUGUGUGUGUGUGUGUGUGUGUGUGCAUACUUUUGCUUCGAAGUUGUUUCGCCAUGCCCUGAGAGUGUUGCCGUAGCUGCUCUGACCUAUCUCGUCAACACUGCAUGAAUGCAUGCAUGCACACAGACACCACGUGAGGUGUGUUAUGUCUGUGUGGCAAGAGUGAGCUGCCCACCCAACGAGAACGAGCGUGGGAGCCUUCUUCUUGACCUAAAUGCAUAGCACCACACCAUCAGCAAUACGACCAUAUCACUGUGUGAUUCAUGAAUGCAUGCACGGCCUACAUACCGCCUGAAGAAUGGCCAUCUGCGACGGCAAAAUGCCCCCUGAUUGAUACACACAGACAACACACUGAUCACCCUCCAUCGCUGUGUGUCACAUGGUUGCCGACCGGGGAAUAUGAACACGUUGAUGAAGUUGGAUGUGUUGACGUAGCUGUCGAACCGAUAGUCAGGCAUCAAUUGGAGGGAGGACUCAAUCCAGUUCGACCUCACGUUUCAAGGCGAUGCGUUC